AUGCCUAGUUUACAAAUUCUUCAUUUUAAUGAUGUAUAUCAUCUCUUGCCACAAAAGCGUGAACCUGUUGGUGGUGCUGCUCGGUUUGCUACGGUGGUCAAAGAAUUUCGUAAAAAUUAUGGUAUUGAAAACUCUUACGUGUUCUUCAGCGGCGAUGCUUUUAAUCCAUCAGUUGAAAGUAGCAUUAGUAAAGGAUUGCACAUGGUACCAUCAUUGAAUGAUUACGGAAUUGAUGCGGCUUGUCUUGGAAAUCAUGAUUUCGAUUUUGGAUUACCAACUCUUAAAGGGUUGAUUUCACUGACUAAUUUCCCUUGGCUUCUCUCUAAUGUUGUUGAUUCGAAAACUGAUGAAUCUCCAGCCGGAAGUAAAAAAUUUGUAGUUCUGGAAAAGGGUGGACUCAAACUUGGAAUUGUAGGAUUGGUAGAAAAAGCAUGGCUUGAAACCAUUCCUAAUCUUCCAUCAGAUAUUCAAUAUAAAGAUUUUGUAAGUGUUGGAAAAGAACUUUCUACACAAUUGCGUGACCCCAACGGUCCUCACGCUGUUGACCUUGUUAUUGCUCUCACACACUGUCGGCUAUCGAAUGACAUUCUACUUGCUAAAGAAUGUAAAAAUGAUAUUGAUUUGUUUCUUGGAGGACACGAUCAUUUUUAUUACAUUGGUAAAGGAUGUAAUGUUAUUAAUGGAUGGUCUAGAGAAGAAGGAAAAUUUGCAGGUUCUGAUGAUGAUGCUAAGGGUGAUGAUGGCGUACGAGUUGUGAAGAGUGGAACUGACUUCAGAGAAUUAAGUAUCGUGGAACUUGAUAUUGAUGAAACCACCAAUGAAGAAGGGCGAACCCAUAAAAGAAUAAAAACUAUAAAUGUGACACGACGAGAAGUUACCUCAUCUAUUGUUGAAGAUGAACAUCAUGCAAAUCUGGUUGCUUCGGAAACAUCGGAAAUGAGGGCAAAAAUGUCAAAGCCUAUAGCUUACACCAUGACACAAUGGGAUUGUCGUUCUUCAAACCUUCGUACACAAGAGACAGCAUUUGCAAAUUUUGUUGCGGAUUUAAUGUUUUAUGCCUAUCAACCAUGUAUUCCUCAUAAUAUUGAUUGUGCUAUCUUAUGUGCUGGAACUAUUAGAUCGGAUUCAAUAUAUGAUGGAGAAAUCACAUUGGGUGAUUUACUCGAAAUAUUUCCGUUCGAAGAUACAGUUGUUGUUAUUCGUGUUACUGGACGUCAGUUAUGGGACGUUUUACAAAGUGCCGUUUCAAUGGUUCCUAAACAGGAAGGUCGGUUUCCAGUUGUAAGUGGGUUGAAAGUAGAAUAUAAUCGUAAUGCGGAACCUGGUGAUCGUUUGCGAAAUGUAUGGUUUACUGAGAGACAAAGUUCCAUAGCAGAUGAUGAAGAAGAUGAAAACAUAUCUGAAGAUCCUGGUCCACAUCGAAUUAUUGGAAAACUUGAUAUGCAAAAGACAUACACAGUUUGCACUCGUGCUUAUUUGGCUUCAGGUAAUGAUGGUUACAAGGCUUUUGCUGAACCAACUACAAAAUACCUUGUGGAUGAUGAAAAUGGAAUUAUCCUUUCCACUUUAAUCAGACGAUAUUUCAUUGGCCUUUAUUACAUUAAUGCAAUUAAGUAUAAUAUGAAUUUUAAAGAACGCACAAAUGAAGCUGUUUUGAAGGCCGCGAAUUCGUGGAAAAAGCUUGCAGAAACUAAACGAGAGAAAUCAGCGUAUGGAAACGUAUCUCGCAAAAGAAUUAGUAAUGCGCUUUCUCUCUCUAUGGGUGAAUAUGUGAAGAUAGAAGAUGAAGAUAAUGAUGUAAUAUCUACAUCCACUUCAGCAGUGGAGACAAUACCAAAGAAAGCAGAUUUUGUAAGGGACUGGGUCACUGUUGCACCAAUGAUUGAAGGUAGAAUUGUAACAGUGGAUUUUUAA
Molecule: messenger RNA, 1914 nt
Organism: Racocetra persica
Lineage: Eukaryota; Fungi; Glomeromycota; Glomeromycetes; Diversisporales; Gigasporaceae
Source: the annotation of a GenBank genome assembly